UUACCCCCUCUUUCUCGCUUCUUAUUAUAACCCGCCCGCCUCCGCUCUUCUCCUCUGCUCUCUUCUUCUCCUCCCCCCUCCUCGCCUUCAAUUCCCACGACAACCCGGAGAGUGGGAGGAGAGGGCGAGCCGAAUGAAUUGGAGUCAAGUUCGCCGUGAUCCCGCCGAGUAGCGCUGCUCCGCACUCCGGAAAUCUUCCUGAUCUGGUCAAUCCAGUAGAGGCUUAGGGAAGAAACGCAGAACAGUGGUUGGAUAAUAUGACAUCAGUCGGUUUGGUAAAUCCUUCAUCAGGUUUCCAGGAAACAAGUACUAGUGGAGGCAAUGACCGACUACCAGAAGAGAUGACCGAGAUGAACAUAAGAGAUGAUAAAGAAGUUGAAGUUGUGGUGGUGAAUGGUAAUGGUAAUGGUAAUGGGAUGGACACUGGUAAUAUUAUCGUGAUAGCUGUCGGUGGAAGAAAUGGGCAGCCAAAGCAGACUUUUAGCUACAUGACUGAGCGUGUGGUAGGGCAGGGUUCAUUUGGAGUUGUCUUUCAGGCAAAGUGCCUAGAAACUGGCGAGAGAAUAGCCAUAAAGAAAGUUCUUCAAGAUGCGAGGUAUAAGAACCGUGAGCUGCAAACAAUGCAAGUUCUUGACCACCCAAAUGUUGUAUGCUUGAAGCAUUACUUUUGCUCAACGACUGAGAAAGAGGAGCAAUACCUCAAUUUGGUGCUUGAAUAUGUGCCGGAAACUGUUCAUCGUGUUAUUAAGCAUUACAAUAAGAUGAAUCAACGCAUGCCUUUGAUAUAUGUUAAACUUUAUAUGUAUCAGAUAUGUAGAGGUUUGGCAUACCUUCAUAACUGCAUAGGAGUAUGCCACAGAGACAUAAAGCCUCAAAAUAUUCUGGUGAACCCACAUACUCAUCAAUUGAAGCUGUGCGACUUUGGCAGUGCAAAAGUUUUGGUAAAAGGGGAACCAAAUAUUUCAUACAUCUGCUCUAGAUACUACCGAGCUCCAGAGCUCAUAUUUGGCGCUACAGAGUACACAACUGCUAUUGACGUGUGGUCAGCGGGUUGCGUUUUUGCUGAGCUCCUUCUAGGGCAGCCUGUUUUCCCCGGGGACAGUGGUGUUGACCAGCUUGUUGAAAUUAUCAAGGUUUUGGGUACUCCGACACGGGAAGAAAUUAAACGGAUGAACCCGAACUACACUGAGUUUAAGUUCCCACAUAUCAAAGCUCACCCAUGGCACAAGAUAUUCAAUAAAAGAAUGCCAUCUGAAGCUGUAGAUCUUGUUUCUAGGCUUCUGCAGUACUCACCAAACCUCCGGUUAACUGCAUUGGAGGCGUUAGUCCAUCCAUUCUUUCAUGAACUACGAGAUUCAAACACCCGCUUACCAAAUGGCCGCCCCCUUCCUCCUCUCUUCAAUUUCAAGAGUCGCGAGUUGAAAGGAGUGCAGACGGAGUUUCUUUUAAAGUUGAUACCCCACCAUGCUAAGAAGCAAUGUGCCUUAUUAGGACCGUCAGCAAGCAGUUGAAUCCACUGUGAAAACUGCAUAACAGCAUUGCCUGCGGUAUUAUUGGAUAGGCAAUCCAUGUGGUUUUCUUCUAAGAUCUCACGGUCCUUCUACAACUGUGGUGCUACCACGUUUUGUAAAGCAAGAUAAAGAUUUGUACUCCGUAUAUCUUUCUGUCCUGCCCUCUGCCAAUCCUUCAUCACGAAGCAGACAAGAAGGCACAUAUGUGUGCUGCAAAUCGCAUACAUGUUUUUGGUUUGGUUAAGAUGAUAUCACAUGAUUGUAUUCAUUCCAAUUUUUGUGUGAUAUGAUACGACUACUCAGCUGCUAAA
Molecule: messenger RNA, 1822 nt
Organism: Lolium perenne
Lineage: Eukaryota; Viridiplantae; Streptophyta; Magnoliopsida; Poales; Poaceae
Product: shaggy-related protein kinase NtK-1
Biological process (GO): peptidyl-threonine phosphorylation; signal transduction; cell differentiation
Cellular component (GO): nucleus; cytoplasm
Molecular function (GO): ATP binding; protein serine/threonine kinase activity
Source: RefSeq, a predicted model, not a curated record